UCAACCAAAACAGUCGCCCAGCCCACCUGAGCAGCAAAUGGCAGUCUCUGAGACAUCAUCAGGAACUGGAUGUCCUCGAGUGGCUAUGAUCCGUGCAGCAUGGGCGUUGGUGCACUUCAUUGCCACCGCCGGCGCAUUUAUCUUCCUGCUGGUCGGCUUCUUGGACACGAUUGCCGUCUCCAGUCCUUGAGUUGCGACAGGUACUGGACGUCCUCGAGUCGCCAUGACCCGUGCCUCAUGGGCCUCGGUGCCUUUCAUCGCCACUGACACCUUCGACGUCACCUUCUCCUCCUUGCUGGUGGCCUUGUGCGCAGCGGCCGCCUGCCUCUGCGCUAUCCUGGCUUCCCUCCAGGAGGCCCGCAGCCGGCCGAUAACGACGCUGGUGUUGUCAUCCUCCGAUUCGCCUUACAACAGGUAUAAAACGGCAUGGCGUGUCUGUGCUUAUUUUACCUGCUUGUCGUCUGUCGUACAACAGAUAAUUGCGGACAUCUUCAAAGGCGCGAGCGCGUGGCGGCACUGAAAUUCAACUUGCUUACGCAAUUUGAAUCCCUCGGGCUGAAUCACAAACAGCGGCAAGUGCGCACGGAAGUGAGAUGGGUUUCUCUUGUGCAUUUCUCCUUGUUGCUCCUCAGUUGAGUUGAUAUCAAUUGCGGCCCUGGCAGACACACGACAGACAUCAGUUGAGUGUGUGUGCAGUUGAUCAUGGCGCAAUGGAUGGGUGGAUGGAUGGAUGGCUGGUGCAGUGUCCUCACUUGUAAAUCAGGUCGAUGAGCAGGUCACUGUCGAACAAGUGGCGGUGCGCCCUGCGCACCAUGUCGGCAAACUGGUCAAACGUCUUCCUGCCAACCUGAAGCAACUGAUCCAUUCAUCCAUCCAUGAGACGCAGAGAAACAAGGAGAGAGAUGCGCCUGGGAUAUGAAAACAGAGAAACAAGGGGAAACGAGGUUCUUCAUAUCCUGGGCGGGUGGCGUGCCCAGGUCUGCCUCUGCACGAGUCGACCGGGGACACAUACACACGAAGAUGUAUGCAUUGCUGGAUGCAGAUGGGCAUCGCGUAUGUGUGUUCAUUGCCACGCUGCCAUGCUGACGUACAUCGAAGGGACGGCGGCCUGUGUACACAUGACACAAUACUAUAGAGGUGCAUUUGAAAACUUUGUGUGUCUCAUCGCUCUCUCAGCCUCUGUCUAGGUGUGCUGCGUACCUACGUGUGGCCCAGAUCUCGGUGGCGGACCCGAUUCCCUUCGACGUGUCCAAGUGGGCUUCUGAGCUCCGAUAGCCCUGUGUGUCUCUUCUGAGCUUAGGGCUGUGUAAGACAUACACACACAGAGAGAUUGGCUUUGAUUGAAUCGAGGAACGAAGGUGAGCAGUGAUGUAUGUAGAUAGAUGCACGUAUAGGUAGGUGUACUUACGGUGUUGGCCGUCGUCCGGCUGCUUCAAACUCGUGUGACUGGCCAAAGUCGUACAACUUCAACACCUUUCUGAAGAAAGAAAAGAAUCUUCAAUCAAGGAAGACAUGCAGCACCCACCGACAAUGAGGGAGGGAAUAUGCCUUGGCUAUAUGUGUCCCUCCCUCCCCCCCUCCCUCCCUGGCUCCAUACCAAGUCUCUGAAUAUACAUACCUGCCAUUCCUGCCCUGCAUCAGUAUGUUCUCGGGCUUCACGUCACGGUGGGCCACGUUCUUCAUAUGCGCCAGCCCCUGCAAUAUCUGCACACACACACACACACACACACGCCAUGGAUUGGUGUUGGUUGCCACCCAGCUAGUAGCAGGCACCCAGGCAGCGUGCGCGUGUGUGUACUUGGAAUGUAAAACGCUUGACCGUGCGACACCCCUUCACAGCGUCCCCCGCUUCACGUGCUCGUAUGACAGAUACAUGCGCUUGUUGGCGUUGUCCAGCCAU
Molecule: messenger RNA, 1900 nt
Organism: Vitrella brassicaformis
Lineage: Eukaryota; Vitrellaceae
Source: the annotation of a GenBank genome assembly